AUGUUGCUCGUGCCGCUAUACAUUUACCCCACUAAUUCCUCGUGGAUGCCGAUUUACAAUGCCAUUGAACUGCGCCCCACGCUCAACUUCACGGUGAUCGUCAAUCCCAGCAGCGGCCCAGGAGAAAAUCCACUUCCAAGUGACGAUUACUAUACUGCUGUACAAAAGCUCAACUCGUACGCCAACGUCAAGACGGUGGGAUAUGUUAGGACAGGAUACGCCACUAGAAACAUCACCGAGGUAAUCGACGAUGUAUUGACCUAUGCCGGAUGGUCUGCAAACUCUUCAUCCCUUGGAAUGAGUGGCAUUUUCUUCGAUGAAGCUGUUCAUCAGUACGACGCCGAUGCAGUUACAUACAUGGAAACCAUCGAUCAAGUAGCGAAGAACGCCACGGGUCUACUAGGCGACCGGAGGGUUAUUCACAAUCCUGGAACUAUUCCCGACUCGCGGUACAACAAUAGUUAUGUCGACAUCACAGUUGUUUUUGAGGACAACUAUACAGCUUGGCAAAAUAAAAGUGCGGAGGUCGAAGCUCUUUCGGAGCACCGGCAUCUUAACAGCAUCAUGAUUAAUUCGGUUCCUUGGAUGAGUGAUAGCGACUUGAAGAUGUUCGUCAACGACCUAGCGGCAAAGGGCGAGCAUAUUUUUAUCACUGGCAAUCAGAAGAGCUUCUACGAGUCUUUUGCCUCUGACUGGUUCAACUUUGUGGAUGUGACAAAAUCCACGAAUCAAUAG
This is a messenger RNA of Truncatella angustata, 735 nucleotides long. RefSeq names its product Spherulation-specific family 4. The record is from RefSeq and is a predicted model, not a curated record. The transcript is spliced from 3 exons. Lineage: Eukaryota; Fungi; Ascomycota; Sordariomycetes; Amphisphaeriales; Sporocadaceae. The coding region runs from base 1 to 735 and encodes 244 amino acids.